UCUGGAGUGCAGGUUUAACUCUGCCAGUGGUGACACUCAAUGGAGGAGGAGGUCAGGGACUGCCCUUUGCUGCUCACUGCUGGCUCGGAACCAGAGAAAGUUGACCCACUGCACCCCAAAACUGGACCAACCAGAUGAAUAUACGGUGCCUCUGUGGAAACAUGUUUAAGAAAGGGUAGUGAAUGCUGAAGAAGGAGAGACAAGGCCAGGGCAGGUACGCCACCCAAAGGGACAGUGACCGGUGGAAGAGCCCAUGCUGGAACAGUUUUUUGGCCCACGACAGGAUGUCUGACAAUAUAUCGAGUGAAUAAGCGUCUUCGUAAUACAAUGUCCCAGACAAGAUUGGGAAGAGCAGAGGUGACGUUCCCCUAGCAAAGCUGAGGUUUGCUUGUGAACUGCUGCAAACAAAAACCAAAGGGGAGGGAAGGGAAGGGUGAACAAGUGAGAUGAAGAGUAAAAGUCUAAGAAAGUGAAGAGGGAAGAUGCAUCCUUGAGCAAUGUGCGUUGCUACCAUAGCUCAGGCCAGAGCGCUGGGCUCACCACUGUGCUCCAGCUUCUCCCACCAAGAAGUGUCCACAGCAAGUCAGGGUGUACUGGGGUCCACGAAGACAACAUGACACCUAUGGAGAGGAGGAAAAUUUGCAAGGGAGUAGUCAUCCACAGUCACAUCCUGAAGAAAAACCAGCUCUACCUCCGUGCUCCGGACCUGCCCGAGCCCCUUCCCCUUUGGCUAAAAUUGGUGCUGCUCUUUCUUCAGGAGCUUGGUCCCUCCUAGGCCACCCAUGACAAGUACCUGAUGUGUGUUCUGCUCUCGGCCAAAAACUUGGUCCUUUACCUACCGAGCUCCUCCCAGGCAGUUUUGGCUCCCAAGGCCCAGGAACUACCAGCUCCUGCGGUGCUGUCCUCGUUCCUUCCUUUGUGCCCCUGUGCUGGCAGCUGGGCUCGGCCGAACAGCGUUUCCCUGGUUUGUGUUUGCCUUCAAAGAGGCAGCGGUCCCGGCAGCACAGCAUGUGUCCCCUUCCCAGGGCUGUCCUCAAAUCUGGGACAUUUUUCUGAGGAUUUUGGGAUGAGAAAGCAGAAGGCUGUGCAGGUUUCUAUCAGACCACUAUUUGUUUGCUGUGGUGAAAAGGGAGAGGGAGGGAAGGGUGGGGGCAGUUUUGGUGAAAUCAUUUGAGGCAUCCCUUGGCAGUGGUGGGACACAAUGCCACCAAGACUGAUGGGUCUCUGAGGCUGCAACCACUGCUUUCCUUCUGCCCUGGGGUAUCGGGCUGGUUUUGCUCACCACGCCGCACAUUCCUCCCUCGUGCCUGUUCCUUCCCUCCUCUAAACCAUCCCAAACAAUACAAGGUUUUGUCUGCACUCGGCAUCCAGCAGCAGUUCCUCAAGCCCCUUAGCCCUUAUUUCAUGUGCGUGCCCUAGACUUAACCAGAACAUUCCUGCCAGAGUUUAAGCCCAAGCGCUGUGUGGAUAAUCCAAGAUUUUUUUUUUUUUUGCCUCCAGUUCCAAGUGACCGUGACAAUAACGUAUGUGCUGUUUGCAGCUCUGCACUGGCCCUUCUCCUGCCCCUUAUCUCUUUCUCCCUCCCAGGCAGGUAGGGCUUAGAAACAGGACAGAGAUCCCGGCUGCAAGCCAGGAGGCUUAGGGUAGCAAAAUGCCUGUGCUUCCAGCCUGGGUGUCCUGCACCCAUUUAUCUCCUGCAUUAAAAUGACGUGGCUUGUCACGGCACUGUGGCCAGGGAUGCUGUGCCCAUACUGCCAUCACUGUCCCUGCAACGGUGUCAUUUUGGGCUGGUGAUGGCUCACACCUGCCUGGUACCAAGGCUGAGAGCAGUGCGGGGUGAGCCCCUGCUAAACCGGAGGGCCGUGGAGGAAGCAGUAACCGUGGCAGGAAAGCAGGACUGGAGAGAGUUGCUGGAGCUGGAAACAGGAUCUUUGGACUGAAGGAGCAAGAAGUGCUGGGAAGAGGGGAUGGCCGGCCACCUUGGUGCCCGCAGCACAGCAGCGCUCUCAGGAGCAAACCAGGAAAAGCAGUGCUCGGGCAAGGAUUGCCCCUGGGAAGGAGAAGCCUUUGCAGAGUCUUGGCAGAGGUGAGAGGGGAGGAGAGCUGAUCUUUUUCUUCCCCACUGAAAACUCUCUUUUUUCCCUUCGCUGCUCAGACAGAGAUGUUUGCUCUGGCACGUGACACCACUGCGAGAGUGCUAGUCCUUCCUCCUCAUGUGGUUGGUUUCUUUCCUGAUUAAAAGUGAUUAGGCAGCCCUAAAGCCUGCAGAAAUGUGACCGAGGAGAAUGGAGACAAAGAGUCCAUUCAAGAUCUCUUAAAUCCCUGGGGCAGUAUUUAGAGAGCCCUGAAGAGAGAACUGGAGCACAACCACCCCACCAGGACCUCCCUGUCCUUCUCCCUCCUGCUGUGCCCUUCGUUGCAGCUGUCUCCUCCACCAUGUCGUUCUCUGAAGCAGAGGUGCAAAGUGCCCGCGGCGCCUGGGAGAAGAUAUAUGUGGAUGCCGAGGACAACGGGACAACUGUGCUGGUCAGGAUGUUUACUGAGCACCCAGACACCAAGUCCUACUUUGCACAUUUCAAAGGCAUGGACUCUGCCGAAGAGAUGAAACAGUCGGAUCAGGUCAGGGGCCACGGCAAGAAGGUUUUCACCGCCAUCAAUGACAUGGUGCAGCACCUGGACAACUCCGAGGCUUUUCUUGGGAUAGUGAACCCACUUGGCAAGAAACAUGCCACCCAGCUGAAGAUUGACCCCAAAAACUUUAGGAUUAUCUGUGACAUUAUCUUGCAACUGAUGGAGGAGAAAUUUGGUGGAGACUGCAAAGCUUCCUUUGAGAAGGUGACCAAUGAAAUCUGCACUCACCUGAACAAUGUCUACAAAGAGGCGGGUUGGUGAGGAUGUGCAACCUACAGGCUCUUCAAACAUCUCGCCAACGCUGAUUUGCUGCAGUUGGGCCUCCAGCCACAGUUGGAAGAAAGAAAAAGUAAAAAAAAUAAAGCAAGAAAAAGGCUUAUAUAAUGUAGAUAUCAAUGUCAAUAAUUUCCUUAGCAAACUGAGUUUCUACAAUUAAAUAAAACCCACAGCUACAUCAAAGCCAACCAACAAAUCCUGAUGUGCUUUGCAGCUUCGGUGCUCCAGAAGGGUUCCUCUGGCCAGAGUCCCUGAAGACUACAUUUUAAGGUGAUGACUUUAAGCUUGCUAUUCCUGAGAGAAAGACUUGCUCCUUCCAGCAGCACCAGCCCAGAAGGGCACCAGCAGCUCUUUAUUUCCACUACCACCACUCCAUCCUCAUGAAUGACGAGCAGGAGACCAUUCUGGAGCAUCGCCAGGGAUUUUGUAGAGGUCAUUAUUUAAGAGGCAUGGGUGGUGUUUCAUGUUUGAACUGAAACAAUGGGGGGAGUGGUGUAUGGGAAAGACUAAUGUCUGAGAAAGACACGGGGAAAGUCCCGUCCUGCAUGAGCCAACAGAUUUCCCCAGCCUGGGGGGAGGAUUCUCGGAGCAACUUUCAGCGCAAGGGAUGGCAAUGCUGGACGCGGUCACCACUGGGUCCCUCUGGGCAGGGAUGAACAUCUCCAGCACACAGAUUUCACGGUGCUGCUCCCGGCAAAUUGCUCUGGCCACGUACGCAGGAGAGGGCAAUAGUACUGAAGCUCACUAGCUCCUGUGCUGCUCAAAAUGCAUCCAGCUGAGGGAGGUUGCUGCCCCGCUGAGUGGGCGGCGUGGCGGGCUCAGCUUAGCAUGGGAUUUCUGUGGCGUUGCCCUCAUCCUGUCCUGCCGCACGGCCUGAGCCUCCCUUCAGUGGAAACCGAGUCCCGAACUAUUUAAUUGCUUUUCCUUGUAUUCCUUAGACAUGGUGAAAUCAUCAGCUAAUAACUGCAAAUAACCACACCCUGUUUUGCUUCAGUGUAACGCAAUAAACACAGAGAAAGCAGUCGC
Molecule: messenger RNA, 3933 nt
Organism: Grus americana (Whooping crane)
Lineage: Eukaryota; Metazoa; Chordata; Aves; Gruiformes; Gruidae
Product: cytoglobin-1-like
Exons: 4
Coding region: 2437-2892 (151 amino acids)
Biological process (GO): oxygen transport
Molecular function (GO): oxygen binding; heme binding; iron ion binding
Source: RefSeq, a predicted model, not a curated record